Molecule: messenger RNA, 3740 nt
Organism: Sebastes umbrosus (honeycomb rockfish)
Lineage: Eukaryota; Metazoa; Chordata; Actinopteri; Perciformes; Sebastidae
Gene: alpk1
Product: alpha-kinase 1
Exons: 14
Coding region: 236-3628 (1130 amino acids)
Biological process (GO): protein phosphorylation
Molecular function (GO): protein serine/threonine kinase activity; ATP binding
Source: RefSeq, a predicted model, not a curated record
AGAGUGAAAGGAAUCGUGCAACAGGCACUCUCAAUUUUGGAGUUGUGAUAUUUCCGACAGCAUUUGAAGGCAGCAGUUUAAAGUCCUGCCCAACCAGGAAGAAGAGGAGAACCUGCAGACAACAGCAACACAGUCUUGUCAUUCCACGGGAACCCCCCUUCUUGAAUCACUUUAAUACAGGAACAGGGGUGAAGAGGCCAAGAAACGGGGAACUCCAUCCAUCCCAGGCAACACUAUGGACAGCCAGGAGGUGGGGGAUUUACUGGAGGAGUGCUUCAGAGCAGUGGCAGCAGCUCCGAAGUCCACCCAGCCCACUGAAGCACAGAGGCUGGACUACUGUAGCUGCAGAGACUCGCUGUGUGCAGAGCUGGCCUCUCUCCUGCAGGAGGCGAUGGAGAUGAAGUGGCCCUUUGUGCCGGAGAAGUGGCAGUAUAAGCAGUCAGUCAGUGCCACUGACAAGACCAACCUCAGUGACCUCAUCAGCAAACACCUAUCUCAGCUACUGGCUGUUCUAAAGGCUUCCAUCGCGGCUCGGGAGGCACGCACGGCGCUGGCCGUGGUCUUCCUCGUCGACCGCUUUCUCUACUGGACAGACGAGUCCAGUCGGCUGCUGAAGAUCACCAAGCUGCUCCACAGACGCCACCAUGACACCCCUGUGGCCCCCCAGCUGGUCAUACGACAGGCCAGAGUCUACUUGAACUCUGGCAAACUACAGAAGGCAGAAUACAUACUGAGCAGUCUGAUUAACAAGAGCGGGGCCACAGGCUGUUGGGUGUACCACUCUGAAAGUGACCGGGCUCUUGUCCAGGCUGUUAGUGUUCAAGUACGUGGGAUGGUUUUGCAAAAGCUAGGCCUGUGGCUAGAAGCUGCCGAGCUAAUCUGGGCCUCUCUGGUCGGCUACUACGCACUUCCUCAACCUGAUAAAAAGGGCAUUGGAACCUCUCUUGGCAUACUGGCCAACAUAUUGGUGUCUAUGAAUGAUGAGGACUUCCACGCUUUUAGGACUAAUCCAAAUAAUGAUUUGUCUUUACUUGGGGACAGGAGUCAUCGUCUUCUUUCAGCAGCCCAGGCAGCUAAGAUGGCGGUGGUAUACAGCCAGUACACUUCACUCUAUGUGUUGACCAAUGUGGCAACUCAAGGGACCUGCUUGUUAUCAUACAGUUUCUCAGUGGAGUGCCCUGCCUCUCAAACGCAGUCUUUCCUCCUGCAGGCCAGAGAGGCAUUUGCAAUCGGCCUGCUCACCAAAGCAGAGGGCGAGCUGGUCACCAGCAAGCAGGAGCUUCACACCUUCCUUAAAGCCGCCUAUUCUCUCAACGUCGCUCACAAAUGGCUCGGCACUCCGCAGGAGGUUGUGGCGCAGGCAACUCAAGCUUGCCAAAAAGCUUUAGCACAUUUCUAUGAUUACUGCAAUGCAGAUACUCAAGACAAAGACGGCCUCUGUGCUGAAAUCAUGCAACUGGUCGCUCAAGUCAAACUUCUGUUGCGAGUGGAGCCUUUCGUUAAUUCAGACAAGGGGUCUUUCAUCCCUGACAGCUACAGAAACGUCAAAGACACAUCGGUAAAUUUCACUCUGGAGGGUUUCGCCAAGGUGAUGCAGAGAUUCAAGAAGUAUCAUGCGUCACUGUGCGAGACCACCAGCACAAACUGUAAGGGGACCAAAGACGAGGUAGAUGGGGCGUGUUCUGGCGGGAUAUGUAUUUCUGCACUGGGGACGACCAUUUGUACACUGAACACAGAUUGUAGCACUGAAGCCUGCAAAGUGUCAGAGCCACAACAGAGAGGUUCAGAUUCAUCUGCUGUGCACCCACCUCAAAAGCCUGACAUGUGUCCCACACUAGAAAGUACUGAUAACCUUGGAUCUUCAUGGCAGAACUUCUCCCUGAGCAGUUCAGGGUCUCCAAGGCCCAGCGGCUUCACAGGAAGUAGUGCCGUUGAACGUGAAGCAAAUGCACGUAAUCAGAGCUGUCUGACCACUGAGGUUGAUGAUGAUAGGUCAGACAGCAUGCUACAACCUGCUGAUGAAAACAAGAAGCAAGACUUCCAGAGUCGUAACUCUGGUGUCGGUUCCCAAACAGUCCUGAGAUCUCCAGUACCUGCCACUUCCUCCUCCAAUUCCAGCGGUGAUUCAGAGAAGUUUGAAGUGAUACAAGCUGGAAUAGAAACGCAGGGCACCGAUGAGGCUCAGAUGACCGACGUUGGCGUGACGCUGAAACCGUCGGCGGCCGAGGGAGCAGCGCUAUCCUUAUCCCAGCUGGCUCUCAGGACAACCACCAGCUCGCUCGGUGACAGUUUCGGUUCCCAGUCGUCGUGGGAGAAAAUUUCAGUCGACCUGAUCUCCACCACAAACGGAAAACCUCAGCCAAGCAGCCUGUCAAAAGCAGGAAGCAGCAAGUCACCAGAGUCUGAUGGGAGCUUCUUCCUCUUGGAAACCGUCGAUUCUGAAACCAGUGAUUCAGCUCAUGAUCCCACACACAAAAACCACACAUCUGGAUGGGAGUUCAGACCUCCGGAGAGCCUUAAUGUUGACCCAAAUGAGGACACUGAAGUUGACUCAGUAUCUGUAAACCCUACCAAGAACUCUUCAGCAACCCCACACCCAAACCUGUCCCAGUUUGUCCCAGAACAGUGUGCCUCCACUGAAACCUCCACAAGGAGUUCAUUUGAGAUGCUGGAGGAGCAUCAAAGUGGAGACCAAAACAGUGAAGUUACCUCUUCAGAAAAAGUAAAUGUCCCUCAGAUGAAGAACCCCUUGUGCUACAGCUGCCUCAAGCACAGCAUUGUAGCUGGUGUUGUCCCCGAGAGUCAGUAUUCGUUGUCCCAGCAGGAUUACCAAGCCCUACUGGCUGGGGUUUGCCAUGAAUGUCUGCUGAAGAGACUUCAGAGUGACAAGACAAAAUUCAAACUCAAGGAUCACAGAGCUGCCUACAGUGCUCUUCAUUUAAAGUUCUCCAAGGCCACAGGACUGUGGACAGCCAGGGAGACCUGUGCUUACAUCGGGGAGCUGAUGGGGAUGGAGGGCAAGCAGAGGAUGGCUAUAUGGGUUCAGUUUUUACACCAGGAGGAACGGUUAAGCAGUUAUGUGGGGAAAGAUUACUUGAAGCCAAAGGAGAUCCAGUUUCACCUGAAAGAUGUGGAGAGACAGAUGACAGCCCAGUACUAUGUGACUGAAUUCAACAAGAGUCUUUACGACAAGGAAGUGAUGGCUCAGAUCUUCUUCAUUCCCUCGGAGGCACUAUUGAUUCUGAAUGGAAACGAGAUUGCGGGCUGCGUAACAGUGGAGCCCUACAUGCUUGGAGACUUUGUCAAACUGACCAACAACACUGGAAAGAAGGACGAGAAAUUCCAGGCUACAGAAUAUGGCCUUGCAUUUGGACACUUUACCUACCUGCUCUCUGACUGCCAGGAAGUUGUUGUAGACCUGCAAGGGUGGGUGACAGCCAAUGGCAAAGGGCUGACCUACCUCACUGACCCCCAGAUUCACUCCACCAAGACCCCCAGAUGCCCCUCCAACUUUGCUGCCAGAGGCCUCAGGUACUUCCUGGACGAGCAGCAUGGGCCAGAGUGCAAUGUCAUUUGCCAGCUGCUCAAACUGCCUCCAGUGGUCAGACAGCCUCAUGUUCUGCCUUAGAGUCCUUGAGGUGUUGCCAAUGUGUAGCGUUUAUGUUCCCAGUUAAAGCAGCAGCAGGUAGAAUUGGAGCAAAUAUGAUUAGAAAAAAGUUAUUUUUAUAAAACAGAAUUAC